AUGUCUCCAAGUCCCGCAGAAAAGGCCAGGGAAACUAAGCUCCGAGAAGACCCAUUAGCGAUUGUACUCAGCCCCACCUACGUCGAAUGCAAACGCUGCGGGAAGCAAAUUAAACUAUCGGCGAAAAGCGCGUUUGACCCCCUUCACUGGCGCACUCAUCGGGCGCGGUGUCUCAAGACACGCCACACAAAGACGACUAUGAGGAUUGAUACAGCAAUCAAAGCACAAGCGCCCACCCUCCCCCUGCCAUCCCCGUCCCUGGGCGCACGGCCUUUCGUUCACAGUCAUAAUAACGAUUCAGACGGAAGCACUGAACCCUCCUCAUCCCCGCUAUCAUUUGUUGCAUCUACGCUUCCUCCACCUUAUCAACCCGACGUUGUGACCAGCGAUUGUUUGUGGCGUCCGAAUCCAGUACAGCCAGCUCCUACUACACCCCCCACUCAAGGCUGGCAAGCUUCGACAUGCGUACAGUUGAAGGGAUCCACCAUCGACUCGGCAACCACUCGUGAACUCGAAAAUAAAUUAUUCAAUCCUGAUCCCAACGAAACGAUGGAAGAGAAGAUGCACCGCGAGGCUGCGCUUUCCCUCUCUCUCCUAUCAAGAUCCCCUUAA
Messenger RNA from Laccaria bicolor S238N-H82, 612 nucleotides. RefSeq lists its product as uncharacterized. The transcript is spliced from 2 exons. NCBI's taxonomy places the organism in Eukaryota, Fungi, Basidiomycota, Agaricomycetes, Agaricales, Hydnangiaceae. The coding region runs from base 1 to 612 and encodes 203 amino acids. The record is from RefSeq and is a predicted model, not a curated record.